AUGGCCUCUGAAAAGAAGGAAGUCACUCUAUCAGCUACCGUCGAAGAGCCUCUCGACCUGCUUCGUCUCAGUUUGGAUGAGAAAGUAUACGUUAAAAUGAGGAAUGACAGAGAGGUCGAAGAAACCAUCACAACUCGGGAAGUAGACGAGGACACCUUCGAAGAGAUCUACAGACAGUCCAAGCGAGUGGUCCCAAUGCUCUUCGUUCGUGGAGAUUCAGUCAUCCUGGUGUCACCCCCAAUUCGUGCAUCCUAA
Messenger RNA from Caenorhabditis briggsae, 255 nucleotides. RefSeq names its product Protein CBR-LSM-3 (gene Cbr-lsm-3). Gene Ontology annotation, biological process: P-body assembly; mRNA splicing, via spliceosome. Gene Ontology annotation, molecular function: RNA binding. Gene Ontology annotation, cellular component: P-body; Lsm1-7-Pat1 complex; catalytic step 2 spliceosome. Bases 1 to 255 code for a protein of 84 amino acids. Lineage: Eukaryota; Metazoa; Nematoda; Chromadorea; Rhabditida; Rhabditidae. The record is from RefSeq and is a predicted model, not a curated record. The transcript is spliced from 2 exons.